AGUCGCCCAACAUGGCUGGAGCGCGGCGGAGGUGAGCCGGCCGCCCCCUGCCGCCCAGCCUGCUGCAGCCCGAGCGCCGCGACACCGGCGCCGCCUCAGCCCGAGGGCCCGGCCGCUGCUCGCCGCCGGCAUGUGGGGCUCCGCGGACGAGAGCUCCGUGCGGGUGGCUGUCAGAAUAAGACCUCAGCUUGCCAAAGAAAAGAUUGAAGGAUGCCAUAUAUGUACAUCUGUCACACCAGGAGAACCUCAGGUCUUCCUGGGAAAAGACAAGGCUUUCACGUUUGAUUAUGUGUUUGACAUCGACUCCCAGCAACAGCAAAUUUAUACUCAGUGCAUUGAAAAACUGAUUGAAGGUUGUUUUGAAGGAUACAAUGCUACAGUGUUUGCUUAUGGACAGACUGGAGCUGGAAAAACGUACACGAUGGGAACAGGGUUUGAUGUUAACAUCGUUGAGGAAGAACAGGGUAUUAUUUCUCGUGCUGUUAAACACCUUUUCAAGAGUAUCGAAGAAAAAAAAACCACAGCAAUCAAAAAUGGACUUCCUCCUCCAGAUUUUAAAGUGAAUGCCCAGUUCUUAGAGCUCUAUAAUGAAGAAGUCCUUGACUUAUUUGAUACUACUCGUGAUAUUGAUUCCAAAAAUAAAAAAUCAAAUAUAAGAAUUCAUGAAGAUUCAACGGGAGGAAUUUACACUGUGGGCGUCACAACACGCACUGUGAACACAGAAUCGGAGAUGAUGCAGUGUCUGAAGCUUGGAGCUCUGUCCAGGACCACGGCCAGUACCCAGAUGAACGUGCAGAGCUCUCGUUCGCACGCCAUUUUCACCAUCCACGUGUGUCAGACCAGAGUGUGUCCCCAGAUGGAUGCCGAGAACGCAACUGAUAACAAGAUGAUUUCUGAGUCAUCACAGAUGAAUGAAUUUGAAACCCUGACGGCAAAAUUCCAUUUUGUUGAUCUGGCAGGAUCAGAAAGGCUGAAACGAACAGGGGCCACCGGCGAGAGAGCCAAAGAAGGCAUUUCCAUCAACUGUGGCCUGCUGGCACUUGGUAAUGUCAUCAGCGCCCUGGGCGAUAAGAGCAAGAGGGCCACCCACGUCCCCUACAGAGACUCCAAGUUGACAAGACUCCUGCAGGAUUCCCUGGGGGGCAAUAGCCAAACCAUCAUGAUAGCCUGUGUCAGCCCUUCCGACAGAGACUUUAUGGAAACGCUCAAUACCUUGAAGUAUGCUAACCGAGCUAGGAAUAUCAAAAACAAGGUGAUGGUCAACCAAGACAGGGCUAGCCAGCAAAUCAACGCGCUCCGCAGUGAGAUCACGCGCCUUCAGAUGGAGCUCAUGGAGUACAAAACGGGGAAAAGAAUAAUUGACGAGGAAGGCGUAGAAAGCAUCAAUGACAUGUUCCAUGAGAAUGCCAUGCUACAGACGGAGAACAAUAACCUGCGGGUGAGAAUCAAAGCCAUGCAAGAGACAGUGGACGCACUGAGGGCCAGGAUCACACAGUUGGUCAGUGACCAGGCCAACCAGGUUCUUGCCAGAGCAGGUGAAGGGAACGAGGAGAUUAGUAAUAUGAUUCACAGUUAUAUCAAAGAAAUAGAAGACCUCAGGGCCAAGUUACUGGAAAGCGAAGCUGUGAAUGAGAACCUCCGGAAAAACUUGACGAGAGCCACAGCGAGAUCGCCGUAUUUCAGUGGGUCGUCAGCAUUCUCUCCUCUGUUGUCCUCGGACAAGGAAACCAUUGAGAUUAUAGAUCUAGCGAAGAAAGAUUUAGAGAAGCUAAAAAGGAAGGAAAAGAAGAAGAAAAGAAGGCUACAGAAACUUGAGGAAAGCAGUCGAGAAGAAAGAAGCGUGGCUAGUAGAGAAGAAAAUGCAGAUACAGACCAAGAGAAGAAGGAAGACAAGGGUGUUUCAGAGAGAGAGAACAGUGAGUUGGAAGUGGAAGAGUGCCAAGAAGUGAGUGAGCAUGAAGAUGAGGAAGAGGAGGAGGAGGAGGAGGAAGAUGACAUUGAAGGGGGUGAAAGCUCUGACGAAUCAGAUUCGGAGUCCGAUGAGAAAGCCAACUACCAAGCUGACUUAGCGAACAUCACUUGUGAAAUUGCCAUUAAGCAAAAGCUGAUUGAUGAGCUUGAAAACAGCCAGAAGAGACUGCAAACGCUGAAGAGGCAGUAUGAAGAGAAGCUGAUGAUGCUGCAGCACAAGAUCCGGGACACUCAGCUGGAGAGAGACCAGGUGCUUCAGAACCUAGGCUCAGUCGAAUCCUACUCAGAAGAAAAGGCAAAAAAAGUGAAGUCUGAGUAUGAGAAGAAGCUGCAAGCCAUGAACAAGGAGUUGCAGAGACUUCAGGCUGCUCAGAAGGAGCACGCCAGGCUGCUGAAAAAUCAGUCUCAGUAUGAAAAACAGUUGAAGAAGCUGCAGCAAGAUGUGAUGGAAAUGAAGAAAACAAAGGUUCGUCUGAUGAAACAAAUGAAAGAAGAGCAGGAGAAAGCCAGACUGACGGAGUCUAGAAGAAACCGAGAGAUUGCGCAGCUGAAAAAGGAUCAGCGCAAAAGAGAUCAUCAACUUAGACUUCUGGAGGCCCAAAAAAGAAACCAAGAAGUGAUUCUUCGCCGCAAAACUGAAGAGGUCACAGCUCUUCGCCGGCAAGUCAGGCCCAUGUCAGACAAAGUGGCCGGAAAGGUCACUCGGAAGCUGAGCUCGUCGGAUGCUGCUGCUCAGGACUCGGGCACCAGUGCAGCUGCUGUGGAAGCGGACACGUCUCGGGCAGGAGCCCAGCAGAAGAUGAGAAUUCCUGUAGCCAGGGUCCAGGCCUUACCAACACCUGCAGCCAAUGGAACCAGAAAAAAGUAUCAGCGGAAAGGACUGCCUGGCCGAGUGUUCACUUCCAAGACGGCACGCAUGAAGUGGCAGCUGCUUGAGCGCAGGGUCACGGACAUUAUCAUGCAGAAGAUGACCAUCUCCAACAUGGAGGCCGACAUGAACCGGCUGCUCACGCAACGAGAAGAACUCACAAAAAGACGAGAGAAACUUUCAAAAAGAAGAGAGAAGAUCAUCAGGGAUACUGGAGAGGGGGACAAAAAUGUGGCCAACAUCAAUGAGGAGCUAGAAUCACUGACAGCAAAUAUAGAUUACAUCAAUGACAGCAUCUCCGAUUGCCAAGCCAACAUCAUGCAGAUGGAAGAGGCAAAGGAGGAAGGUGAGGCGCUGGAUGUCACUGCAGUCAUUAAUGCUUGCACACUCACGGAAGCCCGGUAUCUUCUAGAUCACUUCCUGUCCAUGGGCAUCAAUAAGGGUCUUCAGGCCGCUCAGAAAGAGGCUCAAAUUAAAGUACUUGAAGGUCGACUCAAGCAAACGGAAAUAACCAGUGCUACACAGAACCAGCUGUUAUUCCACAUGUUGAAAGAGAAAGCAGAAUUAAAUCCUGAGCUGGAUGCUUUGCUAGGCCAUGCUUUACAAGAUCUAGAUAGCGUGCCAUCAGAAAAUGCAGAGGAUAGUACCGAUGAGGACGCACCUUUGCACAGCCCAGGAUCGGAAGGAAGCACGCUGUCCUCAGACCUCAUGAAGCUGUGUGGGGAAGUGAAGCCCAAGAACAAGGCCCGAAGGAGGACCACCACUCAGAUGGAGUUGCUGUAUGCAGAUAGCAGUGAGCUAGCUUCAGACACUAGCACGGGAGGUGCCCCCUUGCCAGGCCCUCUCUCGCGUGUUGCCGAAGGGCAGGAGACUGGCGUGACUGCUGAGACGAGUGGCGCUUGUGCUGGGGAGAAAGAGCCUGCUCCCGCAACAGGCUUGCCUGCUAAGAUAGGCAGCAUUUCCAGACAGUCUUCUCUAUCGGAGAAAAGAGUCCCAGAGCCUUCCCCUGUCACAAGGAGGAAGGCAUACGAGAAAGCAGAGAAACCGAAGGCGAAGGAGCAGAAGCUCUCAGAUUCUGGAACUUCCGAGGCUAGCCUUUCACCUCCUUCCUCCCCACCAAGCCGGCCCCGUAACGAGCUGAAUGUUUUUAAUCGUCUUACUGUUUCUCAGGGAAACACAGCAGUUCAGCAGGAUAAGUCUGAUGAAAGUGACUCCUCUCUGUCCGAAGUACACAGAUCCUCCAGAAGGGGCAUAAUUAACCCAUUUCCCGCCUCGAAAGGAGUCCGUGCCUCCGCCCUGCAGUGUGUCCACAUUGCUGAAGGGCACACGAAGGCUGUGCUGUGUGUGGACGCCACUGAUGACCUUCUGUUCACUGGAUCCAAAGAUCGGACUUGUAAAGUGUGGAAUCUAGUGACCGGACAGGAGAUAAUGUCCCUGGCAGGCCAUCCCAACAAUGUCAUCUCUGUAAAGUACUGUAAUUACACCAGUCUGGUCUUCACUGUGUCAACAUCUUAUAUUAAGGUGUGGGAUAUCAGAGACUCAGCAAAGUGCAUCCGGACGCUGACGUCUUCCGGUCAAGUGACCCUCGGGGAUGCUUGUUCAGCCAGUACCAGCCGGACCGUCGCGAUCCCUUCUGGAGAGAACCAGAUCAACCAGAUCGCGCUGAACCCCACUGGCACCUUCCUCUACGCAGCUUCCGGAAACGCCGUCAGAAUGUGGGAUCUUAAAAGGUUUCAGUCCACGGGAAAGUUAACGGGACAUCUGGGCCCUGUUAUGUGCUUGACUGUUGAUCAGAUCUCCAAUGGGCAAGAUCUCAUCAUCACUGGAUCCAAGGACCAUUACAUUAAAAUGUUCGAUGUAACCGAAGGCGCUCUGGGCACUGUGAGUCCCACUCACAAUUUUGAGCCGCCUCAUUACGACGGCAUCGAAGCGCUCACCAUUCAAGGCGACAACCUCUUCAGCGGGUCCAGAGACAAUGGGAUCAAGAAGUGGGACUUGGCCCAGAAAGACCUUCUGCAGCAAGUUCCAAAUGCACACAAGGACUGGGUCUGUGCACUGGGCAUGGUGCCCGGCCACCCGGUUCUGCUCAGCGGCUGCAGAGGGGGUGUGCUGAAGCUGUGGAACGUGGACACGUUUGCGCCUGUGGCCGAGAUGAAGGGGCAUGACAGCCCCAUCAAUGCCAUCUGUGUUAACUCAACCCAUGUCUUCACGGCGGCUGAUGAUCGAACCGUGAGACUUUGGAAGGCUCGCAGUUUGCAAGAUGGCCAAAUUUCUGACACAGGAGACCUGGGAGAAGAUAUUGCCAGUAAUUAAACGUGAAUGAAGAUAAGUCAUAAGCUGAAUACUGUGACACAUUAUCUAUGUUGUUUGUGGAAAUUCUGUCCUGUAUUUAUUAGGCAAAAAACUUAUGAGUGGGAUUAACUGGAAAAUGUAUCUGGCUCCAGCUGCUGAGUAGGAAUGGUAUUCUAAUAAAACCGUCUGCCAUCCUGUGUAUUCAAUGUCAGUAUCUAGCAGUACGUAUGUAUCCUACAGUUGGUGUUCUGCUUGAUUUGCACUUCUAUUGUGGCUGGAUUUUUGUGCCUAGCUAUAUAUAUAUAAAAUCUCCCAAGUUAUCUGAAUUCUAAAGACGCUGCGUUUGUGAUGAUCAGAAAAUGCACCUGGGAUACAGCCCAGCCCCCGGCCUUGCGUUCUGCAGCCUGCCCGUGAUUGACAUGGUAAACCCCCUGGAGACGUUAGCCACACGGCCAUCUGCUCGUCAGCCACUGAGAGCAGUUCAGACAAGGUUCCCAAAUUUCGAAGCUGCUUCACGUCCUGGUAAAGAAGACAAUAAGGGGCGUAUGACCGAUGCUUUUCUGUAAAGAGGCAUUGAUCUUGAACUACUAAGGAAGACUGUCUCUUGGUCUCCGUGUUCAGUGUUGGCCUUGUAUUGACCAAAGCUUUGCACCUCUGCUGUCUGUCUGCUGUGCUCAGGACUCUGACACGCUCACACGGUUGUUUGGGUAGUGCUGUGUGUGUGUUCUGUGAUGGGAAGCUUUCUGAUGUCCUAACAGAAAUAUAUUUUGAUCUAUUUUCCUAUGGAGUUGUUUCUAUUAUCACUUCUUCAUUUUUUUUUUAUUUAAUGGUAGUAUUUCUUCCCUCAUUACCUAAUUUUUUAUAUGCUGCUAAAUAUAUUUUCAAACACACUAUGUCUGCAGACCGUGGUAGCUGUGAUGAAUAUUAUUACGAGUGGUGAGAGAAGCUUUGUACAUAGGUGCGUUGUAAAGAGAGAUUCCUGUGUUUUGCCUGUAUGAAUUUUUUAGUGCUGUAGAUUGCGUUUUGCAAAGGGAUAUAUAAUUUUCUGUCUGCUGAGAGUAUUAAUUUGUAAAUUCUGCCAGUUUAAUUUUUAAUGUAGCAGGUAUAACAUUUGAACAUAUUGUCUUAUUCAUUUUUCCCCUGAAUAUAUACGCGUGUAAAUGAAGGCUUAGCUAGUGCUUAAAUAAACGUGUUGCCA
Ochotona curzoniae (black-lipped pika) is the source of this 6329-nucleotide messenger RNA. RefSeq names its product kinesin family member 21A (gene KIF21A). Gene Ontology annotation, biological process: microtubule-based movement; mitotic spindle organization. The transcript is spliced from 38 exons. NCBI's taxonomy places the organism in Eukaryota, Metazoa, Chordata, Mammalia, Lagomorpha, Ochotonidae. The record is from RefSeq and is a predicted model, not a curated record. The coding region runs from base 131 to 5152 and encodes 1673 amino acids. Gene Ontology annotation, molecular function: microtubule motor activity; microtubule binding; ATP binding.